UUUGUCAGUGGUAAUGGCAUUUAAUAUUGCCAAUGGCAAAGUCGUUGGAAUCUGGUAAAUGCAAUGAAGCGUCAAUGAGCGAGUGGUCUGAGUUUGAAGAAGCAUUAGCUUCAGGUGAAGAUAUUACCAUCCUGUUGGGUUUGGAUGAUGAGGAAACUGAUGAUAAAGAAAUGCAUACAAAAAAUAUACUUGAAGAACCGAUGAAAGUCAGAAUAGGAGGUGAAGAGUUCAAGUUGAAAUUAUCAACUCCCAGCUUGGAUGACAUUUUGAUGAAAAAAGAUGCAAAACUGGUAGAAGAAUUCCUUGUCCCUCCACCUUAUGUUCCAUUGUCAGAAGUUCUCCCUUUGAAACAGUCAACUAAGAAUUGAUCAAAUAGAUGAAGAGGAGAUGAUCAUUAUUAAUGAACAGUUAUGCUGUGAACUGGGACAAUGACCAUUGACUGGUUUAUUAAAAUUAUUUAAAUUGAUCUAUUCAUGUGAUGAUAUUUUGAAUAAACAGAAGCAGCCGAAA
Messenger RNA from Styela clava, 510 nucleotides. RefSeq lists its product as uncharacterized. The record is from RefSeq and is a predicted model, not a curated record. NCBI's taxonomy places the organism in Eukaryota, Metazoa, Chordata, Ascidiacea, Stolidobranchia, Styelidae.